CUUAAUCUCCGGACUCUCAGCUUCAAUUUAAAAAAAAAAGGAGACUGCAGAAGCUUUGAGCAUGGUAUCCACCAGGCAUCUGAAAACCACAGAAGCCUUAUUGAGCCUAAGAAACUGCUGAACCCAGUGAGGGAAUCCAAGUACCACCAGGAGGUGCACCGGGAACUGCUUUUCACUCAAAGGAGGGGGCUGCUUCCAGAGCACAAGCCUGAGCUUCAGAGAGUUCUGGAAGCCAGGAGAAUCAAGCAGCUGAAGCAGCAGGAAGAAAACCAAAAGCCCAUGACAGCUCUGGAGGAAGUGAGAAAACAACAGCAGAAGCUUAACCAGUAUGAACGGGAGCUGGUCCUGAAGGGUGAGCAAGAUGGGAGGCCUGAGUUCAUUCUUGUCAAAGAAAGCCUGAAGAAGAUUAAGCUCUCUACAGAAACAGGCAGGCAGACAUGAGAGGUCAGCUACAAAUGCAGUUUCUGUUGGAAUGGCUCCUUGAUGGAAGAUCACAUAGAGCAUCUUUGAUGGUGUCCACCACAGCCUCCUCUCACUGGCUUGCAGAGCCCAUGCUGAAACAAACCUCAGGGACAGAGCAGCAGCAGGAAGUUGGAAGCAAGUACUACCCAUUUGAUGACUUUGGGUGGAGUCUGGCUGUUAUUCAGCCAUGAUUGUUAAGAAGACAGUCAUAUUGGGAUGAAAGGGCAGAUUAGAAUCUAACAUGGAGGCUGUAACUGCAUGGCUGCCUUUUCAUUUUUUUUGUUAUUGAACAAUGCCUUUUAUGAAGAAAAUACUUUUUUUAGUGCAUUCCAACCCUUAGAGACUUCCACCCAACCUUAGCUGAGCCUGUUGCUAAUACUCUCUUACACUAGCUCCAGUGUCAACUGUCAACUCUCCUAUGCUUAGAUAAGACAUAAUCCAAUAAUUAAGGCUAACCUUGUCAUGGAGGAGCAUGAAUAUUCUGGUAGGGAGACGUAUGCUUGCAACUAUAUUAGGUUUAUGGGUCUAAUAUAUGUAUACAACACUGUUGUCUUCUGGCCUCAAUUCCUCACCUGUAAAAUUAAAGGGGAGGAUUUUCCACAGUCUCACAGGUCUCCAGACAAGUGGAAAGCAUUAAGACUGUGAGAUACUCAAGCAGGCACACACACUGGGCAGAUAAACUUGGAAUGGUUUGGUGGGAAAGGGUCUAGAUGCCUCCUUCAUAAGAUUAGGGUGUGUCAUCUCCAGGAUUUGCCAAUCUACAGCAAUCACUAUAAUUUUCUAUUUUAUUUAUCUUAAUUAUUAGAUUUUUAUCUUGCCCUUCCUCCGGUAGGAGCCCAUGAACUUCAAACCCCAAACAAAGGGAUUAAAAAAACAGCAGUGGACUGUCUUUGAUUGCAUAAAUGUAGCACUGACAGCAAGUUCAGUCCCCUUCAGUUUGUAAACUGCUCCCAUCCCUAAAUAGGAUUCGUUUUUACACUGUUUGCUGCUAUUAGGUAGUUCAGCAGAGCAAGACAACACCUAUUAUAAUAUUCAGCAUCUACGUGUUAGUUUGUUGGUCCGUUAGAUUUGCUCAGAUACUUUGUAACUUGUGACCACCUUUCCAUCCAAGCAUUUACGAAAGGAGCAAACAGAAUUGCUUUAGAGAAUUCAGAGUCAUUAUGGUAUUGCCUCCUUGACUGAAGGAAGUUAAGAAAGGGGGUUUAGGCUGCAAUCCUAGACCCAUUUACCUGGGAGUAAGCCCCGUUGAACUUAGUGGAACUUACUUCUGAGUAGACACAUACACAAUUGUGCUGCUCGUUGUUUUUAAGGGAAUAUGUUCAGAUCCACAAGAUCUCUUCUGCUGUGUUUCUUUUUUCUUAUU
Molecule: messenger RNA, 1825 nt
Organism: Rhineura floridana
Lineage: Eukaryota; Metazoa; Chordata; Lepidosauria; Squamata; Rhineuridae
Product: protein FAM107B-like
Exons: 4
Source: RefSeq, a predicted model, not a curated record